AUUUGUUAUAGAAAUGUACACGUUUUGUUUCUGAUUGUGAAUUUAUUACUUAAAAAACAAUCAAAGAUUUAAUAAGCAGGCGAUUUGUGUAUAAAUCUUUGUAAUACUAUUAAAGACGCUUCAAAUGGAAAUAGUUUGUUAAAAAGUAUUGAAUUACUGUAAAGAGGGAGUGUGUGUGUCGAUUUUUAUAGAUAUAUCUUUCAUAGAAACACAAAUAUGCAUACGAUCGUGAAAUAUAUCAUAUUGCACGUGCUUUUUGGUUGUGCACGUGCUUGGAAAGGUCACACCUACUACAAUAACAGAUACGGGGUAGAUGGUAUAAGCUAUACUGCAGAUGAUAGUGACCAUGGCCUAUAUUCUGACACCGAUGGAUAUCUCCCUGAUAGUCCCUAUACAUCUGAAGUUCAUUCCGGAUGUUCAUAUGACAAAACAGCUGGACUAAUUACGUCAUGUUCCGGAAAUUCCGUAGUGUUAGCAAACCUUCCCAUCCCGAACAUCACAGCGGGGACAUUCUCGGAGUCAACUACAUCAAUACAAAUUUGGAACUGUGGAAGUUUUACAUUGUUCGAAGACAGGACUUUUGAGAAUUUAACACAACUUAACUAUCUGAAAGUCCAAGGUACAAGCUUGAAUCAUAUACCAGAUCUUUCCAACACAGCGAUUGUAACCCUUAACAUAGCAGGGAAUAAAGUAUCAAUUGAUACUAAUACACACCAGGGCUGGCAGUUUCCGACCACUAUUGAACGAAUAGCUCUAAUGGACAACCUAAUCUAUUGGAUACCAGAUAACAUGAUUUCUGGACCAAAUCUACGAAUUGUGAGUUUUGGAAAUAACAGAUUGACACAAAUUCAGCAAAAGAUAUUUGGCGAUACUUCGGCCCUUGUUUACUUAGGUAUGGAUGGCAACUCGAUAGAGAGAAUAUCGAAAAACAGUAUUGCUCCCUUAGCAACAAACAAUUUUCUUCAUCUGAACUUGAGUAAUAAUCAAUUGUCUUACAUUCAAGGAGGCUCAUUUAGUCAAUUUCCAACAUUGAAAAUAUUAGAACUUCACCAGAAUUCACUGAGCACAAUUAAUGUUAACAUCUUCAAAGAUUUACCUGCUCUUGUUCAUCUUGACCUGCACGCCAACAACAUACAACACCUUACAAGUAAAGCAAUCGAGAACAUUCCAUUACUCAAAGAGCUACGACUGCAUUCCCAGAACACGCCCCUGGAGUCAAUUGCUUACAAUGCUUGGUCUGGCAUUGAUAAUCUUAUAGAGCUAUUUGUUGGUAGUAACAAUUUGGCGACAUUUCCACACCAAGUUCUUUCAGAGUCAACUUAUCCUAAUCUAGUAAAGAUGCAUGCCGAUAAUAAUCUAAUAACAAACAUAACAAAAUAUGGAGAAGAAGCGUUCCCAGAAAACCAGUAUUCUCUACACAGACAAAGACUCACGACGUUUGUACCAUUCACAGCCAUUCCCGCAACACAAUAUCUUUAUCUCCACGGCAAUUUAAUAACAACUAUCAACACCACUGAUCUAUGUGAGUUACAAAGCCUACAAGAACUGUACUUACAGAACAAUCUAUUACGAGAAUCCAAGAUGGAUGUUGACUGUUUUGCGUGUCUUCCAGUACUUUACAGGCUACAACUAGCAGCUAAUUUGAUACAGUACGUGCCAGAUUGUGUCAAAUCUUCAGAUGUGCUCCCUUUCAUUGGGGUACUUAUACUCAAUAACAACAAGAUUACAUUUCUGGAAAGUGGUGCAUUCACGAAUUUAACCACAGUUACACAUCUGUACAUCACUUACAACAACAUCCUUGCCAUAGAAAACGAUGUGUUUCCAACAAACGUAUUCCAUUUAUAUAUAAACAAUAACAACAUAGCUCAGUUGAAGAAAAACUUCUUUGAAGACGCACCCUUGGAAGGCAAUUUUUCUGCCCGCAAACAAUGA
Ruditapes philippinarum (Manila clam) is the source of this 1932-nucleotide messenger RNA. RefSeq names its product leucine-rich repeat-containing protein 15-like. The coding region runs from base 217 to 1932 and encodes 571 amino acids. Gene Ontology annotation, cellular component: extracellular matrix. NCBI's taxonomy places the organism in Eukaryota, Metazoa, Mollusca, Bivalvia, Venerida, Veneridae. Gene Ontology annotation, molecular function: protein binding. The record is from RefSeq and is a predicted model, not a curated record. The transcript has 18 exons.